GCUGGCAGAGUUUGAGCUCAUUUGUGGCCCACACCGCGUGAAAGUUGUACGUUCUUCAGGCAGACGAGUCCGCGCAUUUCCGAACGGUCAUUCAAAAAGAAUACGGAGAAACUUUAGAAUUUUAAAUGUAUAAUUAGAGGCAGCUCACGUGUGUUGAGUGUGUGUUUGUGUGUGUACAUAUACGUACAUACAAUAUAUUAUGUGUUAACUUCUGGCUAACAACGCGCAUACUAACGGUGUUUUUGUACAAAUGAGCAUGUGUAUGGCUUAAAAGUCUUGACCUAAUUUCCACUUAACUGACAUUCCAGUCUUAUUUAUUUACAUAUUGUUGUUGUUGUCCUCUGUUUGUUUCCCCUCGCAGAAGAAGCGUCACAAUUUAGUGCUUUAAAGUGAAAUUGCAUGUUGUUGCUGUGAAUUUCUGUUGUACGAGUACAUUAAUUUCGAAUUUCUUUGCAUUGCACUUUCGCUGGCAAAGUUUGUCGCGUAUUUGGUGAAGUAUUCGUACGACGCAAGGCAGAUAGUGCCCUUUUACGAGCAAAUCAGUGCUAAUUAGGAGUGGCUUUGAAGAGGUGCUAACUGACAUUUUGUGAAAAAAUCUAACACUUUUACUUUCCGCAAGGUGAAAAUAAACACUAACAACAUGUUUAAACUCAGUUUAUUUACGCUUUUGACGAUAAUCAGCUGGAUUUCGGCAAACGCUCAGGAGGAUGAACAGCCGUAUUACCUACAACAGUGUCCGCGUGAUGAGGAAUAUGUUAACGAAUGCCUGCGUGACAGUGGCAACAAAUUAGUACAUUACCUGCGACAGGGUGUACCUGAAUUGGAUAUUUUCGAAAUUGAGCCGGUCGUUAUUGAUGAAAUUGGUAUUGUUUUGGGUAGCGGACCAGACGGUUAUCGUGCCUUAUUCCGGAAUAUUCAAGCAUAUGGAGUUAGCAAUAUCACAGUAACGAAUGUACGUUCCGAUUUGGAGACCUUACAAUUCCAAUUGACUUGUGAAAUUCCGCACAUCAAAGUGCGCUCGCAAUAUCGUUCGACCGGAGUUUUGAUCUUGGUGAAAGCCUCGGGUGCUGGUGACUAUUGGGGCGAAUAUGAUGGAGUCAAAGCGAAAAUAUACUUCAAAGCCAUUCCCAAUUUGGCUGAAGAUGGACGCACGUAUUUAACAGCCGAUCAGGUUAAAAUGGAUUUCAAUGUGAAAGAAAUCAAAAUGGGCGUUGAUAACAUUGCCAACGGCAAUACAGUGAUACAGGCUGCCCUGAAUCUCUUUAUCAAUUCCAACGCGCAGGAGUUGUUGAAGGAAAUGAAGCCGGCGCUACGGACCAAACUUACGCAAGUCAUACGCAAUUUCAUGGAUAGAAUUUUCGCGAAAAUACCGUUGGAUCUGUGGAUUAACUUGAAUUAGUGGUGAAGUUAGGGUAGAGGUCUGGCGCAUAUUAUAUAAAAUUAACACUUACCAGUUAAUUAGUUUAGCGGUAAUUUAACGUUUAUUUAGCGAUUACUCAGUACUAGUAUUUACUUGCGUUAAUUGUUUAAGAUAUAAAUAGAUAAACACAUAAUUCUUAAAUAAUAACUAUUCGACAAAAUAAAUUCAAUGAAUGGAAAAUUGCUUUGUACAUACAUAUAAUUACGAGUACAUACAUAUGAACAUCGUACGGUACAAGUAUGAUUAUAAGAAAACUACUAUUAUAAUUCUUCUAAUAAAAUUAAUAUACAUAAAAAUAGAUGCAAU
This is a messenger RNA of Ceratitis capitata (Mediterranean fruit fly), 1726 nucleotides long. It is a transcript of the gene Jhbp2, whose product is annotated as Circadian clock-controlled protein. The record is from RefSeq and is a predicted model, not a curated record. The transcript is spliced from 6 exons. NCBI's taxonomy places the organism in Eukaryota, Metazoa, Arthropoda, Insecta, Diptera, Tephritidae. Bases 641 to 1399 code for a protein of 252 amino acids.